UCCACCCGCUGAAGCACAGUUCACUAUGAUCGUACUCGCAUCCAGCACUGGAAGCCGGUUGGAUUUCGUGUCUCAGUCCAGGGUGUUUUUCUUGCAAACCUUCAUUUGGAUUUUAUGUGCUACGGUGUGCAAAGCGGAGCAGUAUUUCAAUGUGGAGGUUUGGUUACAAAAGUAUGGCUACCUUCCACCAACUGACCCCCGAAUGUCGGUGUUGCGCUCUGCAGAAACCAUGCAAUCAGCUAUAGCUGCCAUGCAGCAGUUCUAUGGCAUUAAUAUGACAGGAAAAGUGGACAGGAACACAAUUGACUGGAUGAAGAAACCUCGAUGUGGUGUGCCUGACCAAACACGAGGCAGCUCCAAAUUUAACAUUCGUCGGAAACGCUACGCGUUAACAGGACAGAAAUGGCAACACAAACAUAUCACUUACAGCAUAAAGAACGUCACUCCAAAAGUAGGUGAUGCUGAAACUCGUAAAGCCAUUCGCCGUGCCUUCGAUGUGUGGCAGAAUGUAACUCCUCUGACAUUUGAAGAAGUUCCUUAUAUUGAAUUAGAAAAUGGCAAGAGAGACGUGGAUAUUACUAUCAUUUUUGCAUCAGGUUUUCAUGGAGACAGUUCUCCCUUUGAUGGGGAGGGAGGAUUUUUAGCUCAUGCAUAUUUUCCUGGCCCAGGAAUUGGAGGAGACACUCAUUUUGACUCAGAUGAGCCAUGGACUUUGGGAAAUCCCAAUCAUGAUGGAAACGACCUCUUUCUAGUUGCAGUGCACGAACUCGGACAUGCUCUGGGCUUGGAGCACUCUAAUGACCCCACUGCAAUCAUGGCUCCAUUUUACCAAUAUAUGGAAACUGACAACUUCAAACUACCUAAUGAUGAUUUGCAGGGCAUCCAGAAGAUAUACGGUCCACCUGACAGGAUACCACCACCAACCAGACCUCUGCCAACAGUGCCCCCACAUCGUUCAGUCCCUCCAGCAGACCCACGAAAGAAUGACAGGCAACCCAAACCUCCCCGGCCACCCACUGGUGACAAACCUUCCUAUCCCGGAGCCAAGCCUAACAUCUGUGAUGGGAACUUCAACACUCUGGCUAUUCUUCGCCGGGAAAUGUUUGUUUUUAAGGAUCAGUGGUUUUGGCGAGUCAGGAACAACAGGGUGAUGGAUGGAUACCCCAUGCAGAUUACCUACUUCUGGAGGGGACUGCCUCCCAGCAUUGAUGCAGUUUAUGAAAACAGUGAGGGGAAUUUUGUCUUCUUUAAAGGUAACAAGUUCUGGGUUUUCAAGGACACUACUCUCCAGCCAGGUUAUCCUCAUGAUUUGAUAACGCUUGGAAGUGGAAUUCCUUCCCACGGCAUUGAUUCAGCGAUUUGGUGGGAAGAUGUUGGGAAAACCUACUUCUUCAAAGGAGAUAGAUACUGGAGGUACAGUGAAGAAAUGAGAUCCAUGGACCCUGGUUAUCCCAAACCCAUCACAAUUUGGAAAGGUAUCCCAGAAUCUCCUCAGGGAGCCUUUGUCCACAAAGAAAAUGGCUUCACAUACUUCUACAAAGGAAAAGAGUACUGGAAAUUCAAUAACCAGAUGCUCAGGGUGGAACCUGGCUAUCCCAGAUCCAUCCUCAAGGAUUUUAUGGGUUGUGAUGGACCAACAGAUCGAGAUAAAGACCGACACAGCCCUCAAGACGAUGUUGACAUUGUCAUCAAACUGGACAACACAGCCAGCACUGUGAAAGCCAUAGCCAUCGUCAUUCCCUGCAUCCUGGCCUUGUGCCUCCUUGUCUUGGUUUACACUGUGUUCCAGUUCAAAAGGAAAGGAACACCCCGCCACAUACUGUACUGCAAACGCUCUAUGCAAGAGUGGGUGUGAUGUAGGGUUUUGGUUUUUUUUCUUUCCCUCCCAGGAGUUUGUGGUAACUUGAGAUUCUACACAAGAGCUGAUAAGCAGUUUCCUAGCUAGGAGCGGGCAUCUGUCGGUGUGAAACAAAGCUGAUCUGUAAAACCCAGGGCUGCCUGUCCUGCGCCUGAGUGGCGAUUCGCUCAGCUGGGAAGCUUCCAUGAUACACAGUAUCUGCUGUUUCUUCAGUCCUUUGUCUUUCUUUGUCAUUCAAUUCUAGGCCUUCCCUCUGCACGCUCAAUGCCCUAUAAACUAUCAGGAUUAACUAACGAAGAGGAAUAAAAGUAUCUCCAGUGUUUCUACAUUUUUCCCUUAAGGCCUGUUCCCCUUUGAAAAAUUUUUUGCUGAAAGUAAAUUUUUUUAGAGAAACACAAC
Messenger RNA from Ficedula albicollis (Collared flycatcher), 2257 nucleotides. It is a transcript of the gene MMP16, whose product is annotated as matrix metallopeptidase 16. The coding region runs from base 26 to 1855 and encodes 609 amino acids. The record is from RefSeq and is a predicted model, not a curated record. Gene Ontology annotation, biological process: extracellular matrix organization; proteolysis; collagen catabolic process. Gene Ontology annotation, cellular component: extracellular matrix. NCBI's taxonomy places the organism in Eukaryota, Metazoa, Chordata, Aves, Passeriformes, Muscicapidae. The transcript is spliced from 10 exons. Gene Ontology annotation, molecular function: zinc ion binding; metalloendopeptidase activity.